UAACGUUAUUCAUGCGUCGCAUGUGUCAUUAUUAGUGCACAUGCUUUGCUCAUGGACGCGCGUCGGAGACUGACAAGGAAGAGAAGAAAAUGUGGAAUAAAGUCGUUUUGAUUAACCGAAGAUCUUAUAUUUUGACAGGAAUCUCAAUUGAGUCUCAAUGAUCUCGCCUGUAGAGCAGGACUGUGGAAGCAGUCCAGCAGAGGACUCGCAGUCUGAACUAGCUAAACGGAAGAGAUCAGAUUCACCCACAUCAUCACAUCUGUCACUGAAGAGUGAAGAAUCACUUCUUCGACCAAUACACUUCAGCAAUGAACCACAGAGAGACAUAGACAGAACUAAACGGAAGAGACCAUAUUCACCCACAUCAUCACAACUGUCUCCAAAGAGUGGAGAAUCACUUCUUCAAACAAUACACUUCAGCAAUGAACCACAGAGAGACAUUGACAGAGCUAAACGGAGGAGAUCAGAUUCACCCAUAUCAUCACAACUGUCUCUAAAGAGUGGAGAAUCACUUCUUCAACCAAUACACUUCAGCAAUGAACCACAGAGAGACAUUGACAGUGAGUUGGAAGCACAAGUAUCACCUGAGCAGUUGGAGUCUGAAAGCUUGCAUCUGCAGCACCAAUGUAAUGUCUGUGCUGAGAAAAGACACUGUGGCCACAGCAAAGGCUAUGGUUUGUUAUCUAAUGUACCAGACAGUCAGUCCCUGCUCCUUCGUGUUGUGGGGAAAAUGGGGACAGAGGACUUCAAAACCUUCAAAAAAGACCUAAGUGAGCAAUACCCAGAAUGCUUAGGGAGUCAUCCAGAGGAGCUUACUGUAUCUGAUGUUGCUGAGAAAAUAGUGGAGUACUUUGGAGGAGAGGGAGCAUGGAGAGUCACAUAUUACUUUUUGGAAAAUGCAAAUCCUCAUAAACAAAUCACUGAAGCCAAUAAAGCAAACCUGAAGCAGAAAUGUCAACAGAUAAAUGAAGGAAAUUCAUCUUAUGCUAAACAAAGUUUGCUGAAUGAGAUCUACACAGAUCUUUACAUUACUGAGGGUGCAAGUGGACAGAUAAAUAAUGAACAUGAGGUGUUGAGGAAUGAGGUGAUUUCACAGAGAAGAACCAAUCCAGAAACUUCACGGGCUUGUAAUGACAUCUUCAAGACCCUGCCAGGACAAGAUAAAGAAAUCAGAACAGUGAUGACAAUGGGGAUUGUUGGAAUUGGAAAGAGUGUGUCAGUGCAGAAGUUCAUUUUAGACUGGACAGAGGGAAAAGCAAACCAAGACAUUGAAACUAUCAUCCAUCUACCAUUUCGAGACAUCAACCGCAAAAGUGGCAACUGUAGUCUUCUACAACUGAUUCAUCAAUAUGCUCCAGAAUUAAAAGAAGCAAAUCUUCCAGAAUUGAAAGCUCUUUUUAUUCUUGAUGGUUUAGACGUCUGUCAGUAUCCACUUGAUUUUAUUAACAAUGAUCACUGCUCUGAUAUAAAUGAGGAAACCUCUGUUGAUGUUCUGCUUACAAACCUCAUCAAGGGGAAUCUGCUUCCUUCUGCUCUUCUCUGGAUAACCACAAGACCAUCAUCAGCCAAUCGGAUCCCUCCUGAAUGUGUCCAUCGAGUUACAGAGAUUUGUGGAUUUAAUGACCGUCAGAAGGAAGAAUACUUCAGAAAGAAAAUCAGUGACCAGAAACAGGCGAAUGAAAUCAUUACUCACAUCAAAUCAUGCCGAAGCCUCUACAUUAUGUGCCACAUGCCAAUAUUCUGCUGGAUUUCAGCCACUGUGCUAGAAAACAUGUUGAGUAACGGAAACUCUCAUGAAAAACCCAAAACUCUGACAGAGAUGUUCACUCACUUCCUGCUCAUUCAGAUCAGUCUCAAGUAUAAGAAGUUUAAUGGAACCAAUAUAGAAGACCCAAAGAAACUCUCUGAAUCUGACAAAACAUUGAUUCUGAAACUGGGAGAACUGGCUUACCAGCAGCUGAAGAAGAACAGCAAUACAUUCACUGAAGAGGAUCUGAUAAACUGUGACAUUGAUGUCAAUAAAGUCUCUCAGUACUCAAUGUGCACAGUGAUUUUCAAAGAGGAGCAGGGAUUGUACAGGGAAAAGAGCUACAGCUUUGUGCAUCUGAUCCUUCAGGAAUAUCUUGCAGCAGUAUAUGUUCACUUUGCAUGUGUGAAUGAUGGUAAAAAUGUUCUUAACCCUAGACUCAAGUCAGAUCUUACAAAUGUACAACGGAGUGCAGUGAACAAAGCUUUAAAAAGUGAGAAUGGACACCUGGACCUCUUCUUGCGUUUCCUUCUGGGACUUUCAGUUGACCCUAACCAAACUCUUCUGCAAGAUCUUAGGAAAGGUGGUUUAACUGAACCCUGCACAAAUAAAAUCAUGAUAGACUAUAUAAAGGAGAAGAUCAAACAGGAAUCAUCAGAGAGAAUCAUCAAUCUGUUUCAUUGUUUAAAUGAACUGAAUGACAACUCUCUUGUGAAAACAAUUCAGUCUGCAAUGAAAUCAGGAACACUGUUAGGUAAUGAGCUGGACCCAGAACAGUGGUCUGCACUGGCUUAUGUCUUACUGACAUCAGGAGAGGAGUUAGAGGAGUUUGACAUGAAGAAGUUUCGCACAUCAACAGCAAACCAACUAAGACUGCUACCAGUUCUCAAGAUCUGCAAAAUAGCCAGGUUGGAUUGCUGUAAUCUCACAUAUGAAUCCUGUAAGAGACUGGCCUCAGCUUUAACAAUAGUGAACUCACCCUUGAGAGAACUCAUUCUAAACAACAAUAAACUUUACAAGUCUGGAGUCAAUGCCCUCUUGUCUGGACUAAACAGUACACACUGUCAACUACACAAGUUGGGGCUGGCUGGCUGUAAUUUCCCUUCAGAAUCCUGCAAAGAUUUUGGCAUGGCUUUCAAGUCAACAAAUUCCUCUCUGAGAGAACUGAAUCUAAGCUACAAUAAAAUAGGUGAUAAAGGAAUAAAUGAUCUCUGUGAUGGACUAAUGAGUCCAAAUUGUAAACUUCAGAUACUAAAGUUAAAGCGCUGUGGUCUCACAGAGUCUUGCUGUGAGAAACUAGCAUCAGUUCUGAAAUCAUCACAUCUGAUUGAUUUACAACUGAAAUGCAAUGACCUGCAGGAUUCAGGUGUGGAAAAGCUCUCAACUGGACUGAAAGAUCCACAAUGUAGAAUAGACAGACUGGGAUUGUCAGGUUGUAUGAUCACAGAAGUGGGCUGCAGGUCUCUGGCCUCGGCUCUGAAAUCAAACCCUCAUCAUCUGAGAGAGCUUGAUCUGAGCUAUAACCAUCCUGGAGACUCUGGGAUUGAACUGCUCAAUGCUAAACAACAGGAUCCAAACUAUAAACUGGAGAAACUGCAUGUUGAUAAUGGAGGAGAGUGUCGAAUGAAACCAAAUCUGAGAAAAUAUGCCCGUAAACUAUCAGUGGAUGAGAACACAUUACAUCCACGUCUGAUACUGUCCAAGGAGACCCAAACAGUAUCAGAGACUACAGUGGAGCAGAAAUACCCUGAUCAUCCUGACAGAUUCAAACUGUUUCCAGAGUUUCUGUGCAGUGAGCCUCUAAAUAGCCGCUGUUAUUUUGAGGUGGAGUAUAAGGGUGGGGUUAUAGUGGCAGUGGCCUAUAAGACUGCAGACAGAACAGAGAACAUAAUGGGAGUUAAUAACAAGUUCCCUAGUCUUUACUGUCUGGAUGGUAAACUGAAACUAUGGCAAAAUAAUGAGAUUACAUGUAAGUUCCCUGUCAAUACUAAGUCUAACAAAAUAGCAGUUUAUGUGGACCGAGAAGCUGGAAGUUUGACAUAUUACAGCAUUCGUAACAACUCACUCAUUCACCUGCACACACACCACAUAAAAUUCACUGAUGAUUUAUAUGCAGGGUUUAUUCUUCUGCCUAAUUCCUCAGUGACUCUGUGACAUCAUACUCUGACUUAUAUGUCUAAGAGAAGCUAAGUGUUUUGUAUUGGAAAUCAAUAGUACAUAGUUUUUUUAUUCAUAGUAAGAAAAGAUUUUUUAGAGCACCUUACAGUAAAAACCACCUAUGGCAACUCAAAAAACUCAGUCAAGUUCUGUGUGGACAUAUAAAAACAGAAUUUUGUAUAAAAAUUACAAAAAAUGAUUACAAG
Molecule: messenger RNA, 4110 nt
Organism: Misgurnus anguillicaudatus (oriental weatherfish)
Lineage: Eukaryota; Metazoa; Chordata; Actinopteri; Cypriniformes; Cobitidae
Source: RefSeq, a predicted model, not a curated record